AUGGUAUGGAAUUACUAUGACGGCAAGGUCCUCUUUGUGACGGGAGGCUCAGGCUUCAUUGGGACCGCACUUCUCUGGCGACUCUUGAGUCAAUCGUCACCUGAACGAGUAUAUGUGUUAUGUCGAGGUGGAUAUGCCAAAGCGGAAGAAAAAUGGACAAGCAUGCUUCCAGCUUCGACUGCAAAGAUCCUCACCGAGAGUCAACGAUUGACUAUUCUGGACGGUGAAUUGGGUGAUACGGCUACUAUGGAUCUACCAGAAGAGACAUUGCAGAUGCUCAAGCAAACAGUGCACAUAGUCAUCCACGCAGCGUGUUCCGUCCAACUACAAAACUCUCUCCGAGAACUAUCAUAUAGUGUUUUGGCACCAUCCCUGUGCCUGACCAAAUAUGCCUUGAAAUUUCCCAAUCUGGAACGGUUCGUCUUCUUUUCCACCGCAUAUGCCAACGCCCAUCUAUGGCAGACAAGCAAGUCAUCCGAUGUGCGUGUCGACGAAAGGAUAUACCCUCUCGGCACUGAGAGCGAAGAUUACUGUCAAAGCGCACUAGAUUCGUGGCGUGCAGUUCAAGGUACCGGCUCAUCAGAUGAAUACGACGCCCAUGAUUUUCCCUGGCCCUACGCCUACGCCAAACACCUAGCCGAGCGACUUGUCCUGCAGAAAGCAUCAGAACGCGACAAGCUAGACAAAGUCCUCAUCAUUAGACCGUCAGUCAUCGGCCCUGCAGACAAACUUCCAUAUCCCGGGUAUGCAACCUCACAGGGCACACCCUCGACAGCCUGUGCGGCGGCGUACAUGCUCCAUCCCGGCCGACGAAUCAUGCUUGCGUCACGAUGCGAGAUGCCAGGCCAAGAAGCAACUAUUGAUGAAGUCCCCGUGGAUGUGGUGGUGGAUCGGGUGUUGGUCCAUGUCGCAGUGGGAACGAGUGGAUGUGUUCAUGCUGUCAGUGGGGAGCAGGGUCGGUUGUCUGUUGACGAGUGGUGGCAUGCGUUCAAGAAAGAGAGACGAAUUCCUUGGAAUGCCAAACUUGCUUGGACGGGAGAGGAUUGGCAUUCGCCUAAUCUUCAUCAGAUGGCCAGACGGUUUAAGAUUAUUGGGACUUCUUUUGCAUUCUCAGAGGACAAGACUGUGCAAGUGGCGGAGAAGCUGCAGGGGCAGAAAGGGGAUCUGAUGUUGUUUGCGGAUCGGUCUUUGCCUUAUUCUUUGCAUUUGAGAAGACAUCAUAUCCAUCAUAUGGCGGUCCAGCAUGCCAGAACGAAUAGGUGGCCUGCUUGUUAUGCUAAGUUGUUUUGUCGCAAGGGGAAGUCUUUGGCUCAGUUGGAUGAGCAGGUGAAGGCGUGA
Penicillium nucicola is the source of this 1338-nucleotide messenger RNA. RefSeq lists its product as uncharacterized. Gene Ontology annotation, molecular function: alcohol-forming very long-chain fatty acyl-CoA reductase (NADP+) activity. The coding region runs from base 1 to 1338 and encodes 445 amino acids. The transcript is spliced from 2 exons. The record is from RefSeq and is a predicted model, not a curated record. Gene Ontology annotation, cellular component: peroxisome. Lineage: Eukaryota; Fungi; Ascomycota; Eurotiomycetes; Eurotiales; Aspergillaceae. Gene Ontology annotation, biological process: long-chain fatty-acyl-CoA metabolic process.